AAUUAGGAUAAAACGCUGAGCUUUGCCCCUUCCCCUUUUGGGCAUUUUGCCCUAAAUCGUUUCAAGCCUUGACCACCCCAGGCACCCCACCUACUGCUCCGCGUCUCUGCCUUGUCGACGCCCCUCUCAGCCGGCACCUCUCUCGCUCUCUCUCUCUCUCUCUCUCUCUCUCUCUCUCUCUCUCUCUCUCUCUCUGCGCCGCGAGCAAGCAAGGGUCUCCUCAAUCGAAGUGGAACGAGUGAAGGAACAAGAGCUUCGAUCAAGAAGGCUGCUUCAGAGCUUCUAUCGAGGCUUCGACGACUACCAUUGACAGUAGCAGGGAUCUCAUCUCCGAAAGUCUUGGUUGUGAUUUCAUCUCGUCUCAGUCGUAUGCAAGCAAGCUUCAGUUUAGGACGGAGGGAAGGUAUGCCUCAUGACAGAGACAAGCCGCCUGCAGUUCGUGUUUAUACAGUUUGUGACGAAUCCAAAUAUUUGAUUGUGAGGAAUGUUCCAGCUUUGGGUUGUGGUGAUGAGUUGUUAAAAUUGUUCAGUACCUAUGGAGAGGUUGAAGAAUGUAAACCAAUGGAUGCUGAGGACUGUGAGCCAUUCACCGACGUUUACUUGGUCAAGUUUCGUCAUGUCAACAAUGCCAGAUUUGCAAAAAGGAAAUUGGACGAGUUUGUUUUCCUUGGGAAUCGGCUGCAGAUCUCAUAUGCACCCCAAUUUGAGAGCCUUUCUGACACAAAGGAGAAAUUAGAAGGAAGAAGAAAGGAAGUUCUUGCUCGCUUGAACCCUGCAAGAUCCAAAGGGCCUACAGUUCCUUGCGCAAUUACUUUCAAUGAUCCAUUAUUGGGUGGAACUCCAGCACAGAUCAAUAGCAUUUCCCAACCCAUAAACUCCAACCAAAGGGAAUGCCGAGAGUCGGGACAUCUAUUUCCCACUCAAGAUCGUGUUUCCAUCACAACGGUUUCUUCUGACAAGGUUUUUACUUGUUUUGUGAAUGGCAUUCAAAUAAUUUGAUUUGAAGGAGGGCAUUUCAAAUUAUUAUUUACCACCUAAUCUUUCCUUUCAAAUUACAUGUGAACUGGAUGCAGUCUAUUUUCUGUCAUUACAUUGCCUAUUUACUAUGGUGAUUGAUGUAGCGUGUCAGCAGUUGCAAGAAUAUGUACUGUGAGAUAUAGCUGCACUGUAUUUGCUUGUUUAAAAGCCUCACAUAAUUGACAAGAUAGUGUGUGUUAAAGCAUCGCAACGAGGAAAAAGGAUUCAUGUAGCUGACCCCAAAAAGGUUGGGACAAGGUUUAGUUGAUUUGAGUUGAGUUAGUUUAUGUUGAACCAUUCCUUGUUCAUUAAAUCCAUUGUAGUCAUUUUUGCUUGGUGAAAAUAGCUUCUCUAAUGGAAAUUUAUCGUUGGUUCAUAUUUUUUGCUGUCUUAACCUCCUUUAAUGAAGGCUUCAUUCCGAACUUAGCUCUUAUUCUACCCAAACACACCUUCAAGUGGCCAGUAGCAUGUUUCUUAUCUCAUCACUCAAUACGUUGUGGCUGAAAAAUAAGUUCCAUUUUCUUCAUGUUCAGUUUUGGAGUAGUUGACCUGCAGAAAUUCUGCAGCAGCGUCAACCUAAUUGUUGAACUCUGAGGUGGUAAUGCAUAAUUGCUUAUUGGAGUUUUUUGAAUUGUUGUAAAGACAACUUCUUGACAUCAUUUACAUUAUAAUUCCCCCAAACUUCCUCUUGCUGGUGGUAACUGCAUAUUCACUCAUUCUUACUUCUUAGAUCUCUUCAAAUUAUCAUUGCGGCUAGAUUGUCCUUGCCCUACAAGAGCAUUUUGCAUGGUUUUGUAUACUAGGUGUGAUGUAAGCUAUACGUCACUAAAAGGUGUGGUAAACUCCCAUUUUUUGAACUUAUCCCAUUUAAGUGCUGAAGUUGCUUAGUUCAUAUCUUUCUGGUGCUAACAAAACAAAUGUUUUUCUUUCCUUUAUUUGAAUGUCAGGAUUACUUCUCCUCGCGAUCAAUGAAUCAGACUGUCCAGCUAGUCAGGGAGAAGCUUAAUAAGAUACAAUCAAGUGUCGAGGAUUUAGAAGCUGGGCCGUCCAAGAAAAGGCUAGUGGACAAUAGAAGAAGAAUCUGAUGAACUUUUAAUAAUGGACAAGGCAGCUGUAUUUCAAAGUUUCUGUGCCUCGUCUUUCUGUCUGUGCUCAGUUUAUUAAUCUCAUGGCUUUGAUUAUUGUCUGCGAUACUUGGAAUGUAUCAACAAUUUUUCUGAUCCGGUUUAUCAUCGACAAAAACGGAAAGGAUAUGAUAAGCUCUGAUCUCUGCUCAGAGUCUUGGGUGGAUGUAAGCUUGGGUUCAUUUCCAAUCCUACCUCCCUUGGUCAAAAUAGAAAAAGGACGAGCUACUAACAUGAAAUGAGCCUCACUUCCCUUCUUGUGGCUGGUCACUAUACUGCUUAAUUUGGAUAUUGGUUCAUGCAUUUUGUAUUGUGAUUAGUAGAUAUUGAUUUUGUUUGUAAAGGUCAACUAUACCUUCGUGCUUCUGCUUCUGAAAAGCAAAUGUUUUUGGUAGCGUUUGAAUGAGUUUAGUUGUUUUUCAUGCACAACAAAAAUUCAC
Messenger RNA from Ilex paraguariensis (yerba mate), 2581 nucleotides. NCBI's taxonomy places the organism in Eukaryota, Viridiplantae, Streptophyta, Magnoliopsida, Aquifoliales, Aquifoliaceae. The record is from the annotation of a GenBank genome assembly.